AUGAUGAUAAAUUUUCUCAUAAAAGAAGUUAAUGUAAAUCAUAAAAGGAAUGAUCAUAAAAUUGAGAAUGUAGUUAUUCAAGGUUCUUAACUCAAUAUAGGAUUAAUUUAUUGUUAAUAUUGCUUUUUAUAGAAUAACAAUAAUAUCAAUUAUCAGUAUUCCUUGAAUCUAAUGUAAUUCUUAGAAGAUGUUUUCAAUUUAUUGUUUAAAUUUUUAGUUUAUUUUCAAAUGAUUAAUAUUAAUAAUUUAAUUGUAAUUAACAUUUGAUACUAAAUCAAUAAAAAAAGACAUUAUUUUUGGAAAAUUAAUAAAUUUAUUUUGGAAAUAGAAUCUGCUUUGUUCUAUCCUGAAGAUUUUAUCGACGAUUUUUUGGAAAUAGCCAUUUCUAAAGAAUAAACAGAUUUUAGAUUAAUUAAAUAAUUUAAGGAUACAUAACAACACUUUAUACCAUAUAGAUCCUAUAUAAGCUUACUCCCAAAAGUCACAUAUUGAAAAAAAUUUCAUUCCUAAUCUGAUUAUAUUUACUAAUAAAAAAUUUCUUCUUAGUUUCUUGCAAUUUUAGGAACCAAUAAUAUUACAAUUUAUGAUAUAAAAAGUGGAAUUAAAUUCAGCAUUAUAAAUGUAGGAUAUUAAAAUAACAAUAUUUAAUUAUUUUCAUUUACCAAAGAUCAAAAUGACUUGAUAUUGGCAUCAGACAAGCCUAUAUACUACUUAAUUUAUAAUAUGAAAGAAAAGUAAAUACAAUAAAUGUAGAAUUCAUAAGAAUCAUUUAUUGAAUGUAUUAAUUACAAUAACUAAAACUACUUAUUUUUUUAUGAUUAAUGUUUCAAAAUCUUGUCUUAGAACAAUAAACAUUUUGUGAUUGUAAAAUUUUCAAACAAUUUUCCUAUUUAGAUAAUACUAUUUAAGUAGUCACGUUUUAUAAUUAAAUUGAAAGAAAAUGGAAAAACCUAAUUAAGUAUUUGUAAGGAUGUAAUGUCUUUUUAACUUUUUUCAGAAUUUUCAAUUUACAUAACAAUAUAUUUUAGAUAAAUAUCUACAAAAUCAAUCCUAGAAAUACUAAAAUUUGUUAAAUUACAAAAAAUUUAAACUUCAAUAAAUCAGAGCAUCAAGAAUGAUUCGCUUAUAUUAUAAAUUGAUAUCAAAUUCAAAUAAAUUGAUAAGAAGGAUUUCUUCUUAAGAUUAAUUUAUUAGGGAUAUUUAUUUUAUAUCUCAAGAUGAAAGCUAUAUAGUAUCAUUUAAGUUAUCUUUUUAUGAAAUUUCAACUGGAAAAAUAGCUUUCGAAAUUAGACCAGAUGGAAGUGAAGAGGUUUUAGAUGUGAAAGUAGGGGAUGGGUAAAUAAAAAAUUUUAACCUGGGAAAACAUUUAUCUAUAUGA
Paramecium primaurelia is the source of this 1378-nucleotide messenger RNA. NCBI's taxonomy places the organism in Eukaryota, Ciliophora, Oligohymenophorea, Peniculida, Parameciidae. The record is from the annotation of a GenBank genome assembly.